This is a messenger RNA of Dioscorea cayenensis subsp. rotundata (Guinea yam), 883 nucleotides long. RefSeq lists its product as uncharacterized. The record is from RefSeq and is a predicted model, not a curated record. Bases 112 to 684 code for a protein of 190 amino acids. The transcript has a single exon. NCBI's taxonomy places the organism in Eukaryota, Viridiplantae, Streptophyta, Magnoliopsida, Dioscoreales, Dioscoreaceae.
CCCAUCCCCAAAACACCCCCAUACUUUACCUUCUUCCCGUUAUAGCCUUGUCGUUUGUUGUUUUAAUUCCCACUCUGACCAAAAACUUCUCUCUCUCUCUUCGCCUUAGAAAUGGAGGAUGCUUUGAGUGCCAAACGAGGCCGUGAGGAGACCGACGAGUCGUUUGAGUCGCCGGAGCCCAAGAGGCUCCGAGAAAGCCUUUUUCUUGAUAUUUUUGAGGACGAUGGGGAUUCCGGCGAGCGAGAUCCGGCGAUUCAGGACCUUGCUACGGUGAUGAAAAGCCUUGAGGAGGAAAUCGGGCUUCCAUCGACGGUACCACCGCCAAAGUCCUUAAGUCCAGUAGUGGAGGUGGACCCUGGGCAGCCUGACUUAGGGUUUCUACUAGAAGCGUCGGAUGAUGAGCUGGGGUUGCCGCCGACCGUGCUUUCAUCUUCGGAGGACGGUGGCGAAGUCGACGCGGCGGCGGAGACUGCCGUCGCCGAGGAGGAUAGGGGAUUUGGUGCCCAGAUCUGGGGAUUUGACGAUGAGAUCUUUGAUAAUGGGUUGGCCUUCGGUGGUGGUCGGAUGGAGGAUGAGGACGCUGUUUGGUAUGACGGUGGUUUAUUUGAUUACUCUGAUGAACAAUCUCGGCCGUCCGAUCUCCCUGAUGUUUCCUGGAGAUCGGAGUCAUUGCCGGCCGUUUGAUCGUUGUUGUCCCUUGCGGACCCCCCCACCAUCUCUUCACCCUUUUUAUUUUUACUUUUAUUUUUAUUUUUUUAAAAAGAAAUAUUAUUUUUCCUAACACGCAGGUUGUAAAGGUUUAGGAAGUUAAAAAAAAAAAAAAAUAAAGGAUAAAAAGAAAACGAAAGUAAGGAAAAUACAUUUCAUUCUGGCCGUUUUCUCA